CUCAGACACCUGUCUGUCAAUGCCCCAUGUUCUCCCAAAAUGACAAGGCAAAUGAACUGCAACUGUAACUGCAUGUACGCGUUUUCUUUUUACAGACCGUCUUCACAAAAACAACUUGGUACACAUUUAACACUCAUUACACUCAACUUGGAGCAGACAUUGGGAAGACAGUGACAUUUUAGUGGAACGCUGUUUUGACAGAGAUGCAGAUGGAUUAAGAGGCUUUCUGGCAAGAGCGCUGUUUUAUGGCUGGGUUGGAGAGUUUGACCUCAAAACAGAUUUAGACCGAUAGAGAAAAAAAUUGCUAACUAACACCAAACACGCAGAUUGGCCCAGAACAACACAGCAGAUUGGGAUCAGUUAAGCAUUAGACACAUUACAUUAUGGCUGUAUGUGUCCACUCUGCUCCAGAUGUUAUCAGGACCAUCACCCACUCUGUGCACCCGUUUGGAUGUUUAGAUAGACAAUAUAUGGUGGUGUUCAGGUUUUUUCCUAUGUAAACGUAUCGUGUCAGCAUAUGUUCACUAAGCCUCAUGCCAAAAGAGAAGACCCAUAAAUAUCACUAUGCUCUGUCAGGUUCCUCCCAUACACUUCCCAAUCAUAGUGUAAUGCCAUAGAAACCAAAUGGUGAAGAUAAGGUUCUGUUGCCUUUAUAAUAAGAUUCCUACCCGCAUAGACUUCUAAAAUAGAGGUUUUGAUUAGUGUUUGUUGUUUCUUCUACAGCAGGGAGCGUUUUCAUAUACAUUCCUCUGAUUCUCCUACAGCAUCAAUAUACAAUGUGUUUACAUUGGAGUGGGAAGUUUGCUUUUGUUUUAGAGUAAUUUAGAAAGUAAAUGAAGUGUGUCUGUUGGAAUGGAUUAUUAGGAUGUUGUCUAAUCGAGACACUGCACACUAUGCAUCAUCUCGGCUAAACGCUGCGACUGAGUCGUGCCAAUUAGCAGGAAGUGCCCAGGGGGAGCAAAUUACUGAUGCGCAAGAGGCAAGCGUACUUCUAAAGCACUGGUUUGAAAACAUGUGCAACACUGAUGCACUCUCCCAAGUUGAUCAAGGACAGAUUAAUUCAAGCAGAAUGUACGAACCUCUGAAGAGACAUGAAAUUUAAUUCUCUGUUAUCUGUAUUGUAUUGGAGAUUGAUGGUCUCACGCAGACAGUUUAAUGUCAUACACAGGGUUUUCAGACGGUUCUAGGCUUGUCAUUCAGUUUAGAGAUGUGCGUGACUGACUAGUGACUGUCUCUGGGUCGUUUUGUGAUUUUAAAGUUCCCACUACAGUACUGGCCACUGGCUAGUAUAGGCCACAUAUUGGCUUGAUGAAAGAAUGUCUAGGAACAUGUUCAUGAACAUGAUUUUUAGGCAAAAAUAAACAUCAAACAAAAAAAGCAGAAAGACAUUUCAUUGUACUCAGAGCAUAUUGACACAUUGGUAUGUUUUUCCUUAAUUAUUUUGUCAGCCCAUGCAGCUGAAUGGUGUUUGAUGUAAGUUAUGGAAUGAGAAAUGGAAAUUUAUGGAAAGUGUUUGAUUUUCUUUGUUUGGGCAUGUGUGUGGCCAGUGAACACGUAAAACACCUUUUGUGGUGAUGUUGUGUUGGUUUUGUACUCCUUUAUGUUUUGCAGUGGUGACCCCUCUCUCCUUGUGUCCACUCUGCUGUGGGAAACCAGACUCUCUGGAGUCUAUGGACAGAAUGAGUGAGCUGCUGCAGUCUCUGGACACGUGUGAGAAUGACCCUGUGGCUGUGGCCAGAUGCUUCGUAGACAAGAGUGAUGAUUUUGAGAUCUACACGCAGUACUGCACAAACUACCCCAACUCUGUGGGUGCACUGACAGACUGCAUGAGGAGUAAGACCCUGGCCAAGUUCUUCAGCGAUCGCCAGGCCUCUCUCAAGCGUUCUCUCCCCCUGGGCUCCUACCUGCUCAAACCUGUCCAGAGGAUACUCAAAUACCACCUGCUUCUGCAGGAGAUCGCCAAGCACUUUGACCCUGACGAGGAGGGCUAUGAGGUGGUGCAGGAGGCCAUCGACACCAUGACCGGAGUGGCCUGGUACAUCAAUGACAUGAAGAGGAAACACGAGCACUCUGUCAGGCUGCAGGAGAUCCAGUCUCUCCUGAUCAACUGGAAGGGCCCUGACCUCACUACAUAUGGAGAGCUGGUCCUGGAGGGAACUUUCCAGGUACAACGUGCCAAGAACACCAGGAUGCUGUUCCUCUUCGACAAGAUGCUCCUCAUCACCAAGAAGAGAGGAGAGCACUACGUCUAUAAGACCCACAUCUCGUGCUCGACCCUGAUGCUGCUUGACAGUGCCAAGGACCCCCUGCACUUCAGUGUGAUACACUUCAAGCAUCCCAAGCAGCCUCACACUGUGCAGGCCAAGACUGUAGAGGAGAAGCGCCUCUGGGCUCAUCAUAUCAAGAGGCUGAUUCUAGAGAACCACCACACCAUCGUCCCACAGAAGGCAAAAGAGGCCAUCCUGGAAAGGAAUUCUCUCUACCCAGGGUCAGGGAGGUACCGCUAUAGCCCAGAGAGGCUGAAGAAAGCUGUAUCCUGCCAGGCUGAAGACUUCCCUGCAGAAGGGCGACACGGACGCAGGAGAUCAGAACCAGCGAAACAGAUUGUGAGGACAACCAAAGCCAUUCUGAAGCAUGCAGACAGUGAAGGUGCUCUGCUGGGGGACAGGCGUUCCCUGCAGCCCUCUGCUAGUGUCGGUAUGCUGGGCUCCAGUCUAGGCAAGCCCAAGGCUGAGAGGCCUAGUGUACAGGAGGACCAGGAGGAGCUAUGUCCCAGUGACGGUGAGGACCCUAGGCCAGGGUCCCCGCCCCACCAGGGGGGCACUGAGCAGGAGGAAGAGACUGAGGAGGAGAAGGGGGAGAUAAACAUGGAUGAUAUUCUGAUGGAGGACGACCAGGAUGAAGAACACUGUGAGGUUGUAGAUGAGAAGAGACCAAUGGGGGAGAGGAUGGAUACAUCAGCCCAGGAGAUCAGUGAGAUGGCUACAGUGGAGGCCUUCGCUGACCAGGCGUAUGUGGAGGUGCUCCCUCAAAGCAGUGCUCCUAAGGUAGUGGUAAUGGAACAGAGUGAGGAGAACCCACCCCUAUACACAGAGCCUGAUGCCUUGCCCACCCUGCCUCCCAGACAGCUUGAGACAUCUCGGACACCGGAGCCUGAGAAGAGGAAAGAGGAGAGGUACAGAGAGGGAGAAGAGGAGGAGAGAUACAGAGAUGAAGAGGAGAAGAGUGACCGCUCUGCCCACCAACAGGACGAGAUGAACUCCUCAUCAGCGACCAAUGGAGAGUGUUCGGAGUUGGAGGAGGAGGAUAGGGCGGUGCGGACUGAGACCAGCAGUAUCCUACCUGCCUCUGUGUUGGACCAGGCCAGUGUAAUUGCUGAGCAUUUUGUCAGCAGCCUGUCCCGGAGAGGCAGCCUGGUGGUCUCAGAGGAUCUGCAUUCCCUGGGCUGCCCCACACCUCAGCCGGGCAGCAGGAGCAGCAGCAACCCCGGUCUGAGCACCAUGCUCCAGGAGAAGGCCCAGACCCUGGUCAACUCCACCCCAGAGCCCCCACUGCUCCUCGAGGCCAACACCUCGAUGCCUGACCCUAGACCAGACCACCUCAUGGAGGUGGAGCGCCGGUCCACUCUCUCCAAGCAGGACCGGAUACUCAUUCACAAGAUCAGGAGGUACUACGAACAUGCUGAGCACCAGGACGCCAGCUUCAGUAUCACACGCAGGGAGAGCCUGUCCUAUAUCCCUGCAGGCCUGGUCAGACACCUGAGCCGGCAGCUUAAUGGCAAACCCCAGGACCAGGUGGUUCCAGGGCACCGGAAGAGCCCCCGAACAUCCGGCCCACCUUCUGGUCAGUAUUCGACCUUCCUGGCUUAGAAAAAG
Messenger RNA from Coregonus clupeaformis (lake whitefish), 3875 nucleotides. Its product is annotated as pleckstrin homology domain-containing family G member 3. Lineage: Eukaryota; Metazoa; Chordata; Actinopteri; Salmoniformes; Salmonidae. The record is from RefSeq and is a predicted model, not a curated record. Gene Ontology annotation, molecular function: guanyl-nucleotide exchange factor activity. The transcript is spliced from 15 exons. The coding region runs from base 1575 to 3869 and encodes 764 amino acids.